Messenger RNA from Plasmodium knowlesi strain H, 567 nucleotides. RefSeq names its product conserved Plasmodium protein, unknown function. The transcript has 2 exons. The record is from RefSeq and is a predicted model, not a curated record. The coding region runs from base 1 to 567 and encodes 188 amino acids. NCBI's taxonomy places the organism in Eukaryota, Apicomplexa, Aconoidasida, Haemosporida, Plasmodiidae.
AUGAAAACCCUUGUCCUUAACGUUAUCUUUGUAUUGUUCCUAGUAUGGAAAUAUAAUUAUUCCUUCGCUGCAAACUCCUCUAUGAAAAGCCAAAUGAGUGCGCAAAAUAUGCCUCAAGUUUUAGCGCAGCAACGAUUUGGAAGGAUAAUGGCAGAGACGCAUGUAAAUCAACCAUAUAAGGAAGAUUUUUCUAUAGGCACAAAAGCUGAACAAAAUAGUUUAUAUAACACUAAAUCGGAUGAUACCAAUGUAUACAGUGAUGAAUUGAAAGCAUUGUUUACCAAAGUAUCAUCAAUAUGGAAAGAAUCAAUUGAAGAUAUGGAGGAGGAAUAUUAUGAAAAAACACAACAAGUUGAAAAAUCGUGGAGGGAAAAUAUAUGGAAUAAUAAAUGGGCGAAAUACCUAGAACAUGUACAUAACACCAUUCAAAAGAAGCUGAACGAUUUGAGUAACACACCACAUGAUACUGAAGUUGAUAUAGCAUUUAUGCUAUCCUACGUUUAUAAAGUCUUUGAAAUGUUUAUAGAAGAGGUUAUUGAAGAUGCGAAGAAGCAAGCUAAAAUGUAA